CCACCAGUUGCCCUUUAGCCGGAGACCGGGCGUGUGUCGGCGUGGCUCCCCUGGGAAAGGUCAAAGGACUCCAGGCAACGUCCCCUCCCGGGGCCACCGGCUUCCGCCACCGCCCAGAAAGCGACCGCGCGCGGCGACCGGCCGGUCGAAUCGUCCAGCAGGAAACGGCCCCGGCUGGGCGCUGGCAGCCGGGUCGGGCGGAGCUCGGCGGGCCGCGGGGUGGCUCUGCCAGUCCCAGCGCGCCGGGGCGGCCGCACACGUGUCUUAGCGUCACGUCCGCGCGCGCCCCCGGGGCUUGCGUCAGCUGCCGCUCCUGAAGCGGGUGGGCCGGGACUGUGCGCAGCCCAGCCGAGCGCCGCGGGAGGAGGGCAGAGCGCACGGCCGCGAGCCCCGAGAGCGUCGGCCACUCCGGGCGCCCGCGGCGAGGCUCAGCGCGGUCCUGUCCCCGCCCUCCCGGUGCCGGUCGGGUCCGCGCCCUCCCCCGCUCCCCGGACUGGGCGCCGUGGCGUUGCCCCGGAGUCCGCCACCCGCGGGGCGCGCACCGCCUUGAUCCGGGCGGCCCCGCGGCAGGCAGACGCCCGCAGGUCCAUGGUGGGCUCGGAGCGCGAUGAGCCGUCCGUCCUCCACCGGCCCCAGCGCUAACAAACCUUGCAGCAAGCAGCCGCCGCCGCCUCAGACCUCGCACGCUCCGUCGCCAGCUGCGCCCCCGGCCGCCGCCACCAUCUCGGCUGCGGGCCCCGGCUCGUCCGCGGUGCCCGCCGCGGCAGCGGUGAUCUCAGGCCCCGGCGCCGGCGGUGGGGCCGGCCCGGUAUCCCCGCAGCACCACGAGCUGACCUCGCUCUUCGAGUGCCCGGUCUGCUUUGACUAUGUCCUGCCCCCUAUUCUGCAGUGCCAAGCCGGGCACCUGGUGUGUAACCAAUGCCGCCAGAAGUUGAGCUGCUGCCCGACGUGCAGGGGCGCCCUAACGCCCAGCAUCAGGAACCUGGCUAUGGAGAAGGUGGCCUCGGCAGUUCUGUUUCCCUGUAAGUAUGCUACCACGGGCUGUUCCCUGACUCUCCACCACACAGAGAAACCCGAGCAUGAAGACAUCUGUGAAUACCGUCCCUAUUCCUGCCCCUGUCCUGGUGCCUCCUGCAAGUGGCAGGGGUCCCUGGAAGCUGUGAUGUCCCAUCUCAUGCAUGCCCACAAGAGCAUCACCACCCUUCAAGGGGAGGACAUAGUCUUUCUAGCUACAGACAUUAACCUGCCAGGGGCUGUGGACUGGGUGAUGAUGCAGUCCUGUUUUGGUCACCACUUCAUGCUGGUACUUGAGAAGCAAGAGAAGUACGAAGGUCACCAGCAGUUCUUUGCCAUUGUCCUCCUCAUCGGUACUCGCAAGCAAGCUGAGAACUUUGCCUACAGACUGGAGUUGAACGGGAACCGGCGGAGACUGACCUGGGAAGCCACGCCCCGGUCCAUUCACGAUGGCGUGGCCGCAGCCAUCAUGAACAGCGACUGCCUUGUUUUUGACCCGGCCAUAGCGCAUCUCUUUGCAGAUAACGGGAACCUUGGGAUCAAUGUGACCAUUUCUACCUGCUGUCAGUGAGGCUCCGGGAGGCUUUCAGAAACCUGAGAAGUAUUUGGGCGAACGCUCUUUGUUUAAUAAAGUUUUUUUUUUAAAUAGA
This is a messenger RNA of Alexandromys fortis (reed vole), 1664 nucleotides long. It is a transcript of the gene Siah2, whose product is annotated as siah E3 ubiquitin protein ligase 2. Gene Ontology annotation, molecular function: ubiquitin protein ligase activity; ubiquitin conjugating enzyme binding; zinc ion binding. The transcript is spliced from 2 exons. Gene Ontology annotation, cellular component: cytoplasm. NCBI's taxonomy places the organism in Eukaryota, Metazoa, Chordata, Mammalia, Rodentia, Cricetidae. The record is from RefSeq and is a predicted model, not a curated record. The coding region runs from base 608 to 1585 and encodes 325 amino acids. Gene Ontology annotation, biological process: multicellular organism development; proteasome-mediated ubiquitin-dependent protein catabolic process.